AUGAUCAGCCAAGAGGUCAUGCGCUUGACUGGCCGCCUGGUGGAGACACAGGGCGUCAACGCUGGGUACGCGCAGGCGGUGCGGGAGCUGGAGGUCGAGACGGGCAGCCUGCUGGACCAGGUGUCCUCCAUGCAGGCCAGGAGGGCCGACCUGCUCGGCAGGGUAGCGGCCUACCGCGCGGAAAGUGGCAAGCUGACCAAGACUGUCAUCCAGAUCAGGAGCGCCAGGAGCUGUCUGGCCGGGCGGCGUCCGCGGCAAGCGCGAGGGCCAGGCUCGAGGAGAGCAGCUGCGGGUGACGGUCUCGAGAGAGAAGGACUCGAGUUGCGUGAGAAACUCGCCACGCACGAGGGCAUGCUGCGGGAGGAGAACGCGAGCUGGCGCAGAACGCCGCGGCCGCCGAGGCGGCGACCGCGCGCCAGGCGCAGCUGGAGGAGCUGGGCCUGGCGGCAG
Prorocentrum cordatum is the source of this 450-nucleotide messenger RNA. Lineage: Eukaryota; Dinophyceae; Prorocentrales; Prorocentraceae. The record is from the annotation of a GenBank genome assembly.